CUGUUCCCAGUCAGUGGUGGGGCGGCGCCAUGCUGAGGCAGAGAUGCCUGGGCCAUAUAAAGCAGAGCCCAUGCCCUCGGCUGAAGCCAGACCCCAGUGGUAGCGGUGGCAGAGCAGAGACUCAGGUGACACUCCAUGUGUGGGACUGCCGCUCAUACGGCGGGACAGCAGGACAGCGGGACAGCUGCAGCUCGACUCGGAGAGAGGCCCGGGGGAGACGCAAGCAGAGGAAUCAGCUAUGGCAGAUGGCAGCCAUAUUGACGAACUGAUGGAGCUGACAGCCCAGAGCUUAAGCCACCUUGAGAUCAGUGAGCAUUUCAACAUCAUCAAAGAAAUUGGCCGUGGAAAAUAUGGCAAAGUGUUGCUGGUUACUCAUCGCUGCAAAGGUACCCCAAUGGCCCUGAAAGUCAUGCCAAAGACCUCUACCAAGCUGCAAGGCUUUCUGCGAGAAUACUGCAUCUCACUGCAGCUGUCCUGCCACCCCUGCAUCGUAGGGCUCUUUGGAAUCGCCUUCCAGUCUGCAGAGCACUAUGGAUUUGCACAAGAGUUGGUGAUAGGGAGGGACCUGUUUGCUGUGAUUCAACCGCGGGUGGGCAUCCCAGAGGGGGCCGUGAAGCGCUGUGUGCUGCAGGUAGCCAGUGCGCUGGAGUUCAUCCACGAGCACGGCCUGGUGCACCGUGACAUCAAGCCCGAGAACAUCCUGCUGUCGGAUCGCCACUGCUGCCGGGUCAAGCUGGCCGACUUCGGUCUAUCCCAGAAGAGGGGAACACUGAUCCGCUUCAUCUCAGGCACCUUACCCUACAUGGCCCCGGAGCUGUGUGCGAUGACCUUGGAAGCUGGGCAGAAGGCUCCCAGAGCUGCCCCGCUGAGUGUAGAGCCAAGCCUCGACACCUGGGCCUUUGGUGUGCUCAUCUUCUGUAUCCUCACAGGCUUUUUUCCAUGGGAGCACUGCACCGCAUCUGACGACUUUUACCAGGAGUUCGCCGAUUGGUGCCAAGAACCCGCCGGGGCUGCAUUACCAUCUCAAUGGAAAAGAUUCACACCAACCUCAAUGGAAAUGUUCAGCAGGCUGCUGGCGCUAGAUGCUAAGACAAGGUGUAAGGUGACUGAGGUGAGAGCCUAUUUGAAUGCAGACUGGGUGAGGACAGUACCCCCUGAUGGACAGACAGUAGAUCAUACCAUGAUCAAGGCUAGGUCGACCCUCAAUGUGUCCAGGAGCAGCCCAGUAACGGUAGAGGUGGAAUAAAGAAUCUCGAUAACUAAUUAUUUGGUAAUUAAGCUUAAUUAUUAGUUUUUAGUUUAUUAAUAAAAGAAGUUCAUACAUCAAAGUAUAUUUAAAAAAUAAUGUAUAGUUCUUAAUACCACUGGCUUGCUGUUUAGAGAGCGUAUUGCAAUUUAGAAAUGAUAUUUUUGUUAUCUUCAACAUACAUCAGCCAUAGCAUCAAAACCACAAGCCUCAUUGUGUACGUCCCUCAUCAUGCCACCAAAACAGCUCUGACCCAUCGAGGCAUGGACUCCACAAGACCUCUGAUGGUAUCUGACACCAAGACAUUAUCAGCAGAUCUGUUAAAUCCUAUAAGUUCCUAGGUGAAGCCUCCAUGGAUCAAAUUUGUUUUUUCAGCACAUUCCACAGAUGCUCGAUCAAAUUGAGAUGUGGGGCACUUGGAGGCUAAGUCAACACCUUGAACUUUUUUUUCCUCAAACCAUUCAUGAAAAAUUUUUGCAGUGCGACAGGGCAGAUUAUACUACUGAAAGAGGCCACUGCAGUCGGGGAAUGCAGUUGUCAUGUACUUGGUCUGCAACAAUGAUUAGGUAGGUGGCAUCCAAAUGAAUGUCAGGAUCCAAGAUUUUCCAACAAAACAAGACCUCCGGCUUGCCUUCUUCCCAUAGUGCCUCCUGGUGCCGUCGCUUCCCUAGGUACAGUAAAUGAUGUACACACACUCAGCUGUCCACCUGAUGUAACAGAAAAUGUGACUCAUCAGACCAGGCCACCUUCUUCCAGUGCUCCAUGGUCCAGCUCUGAUGUUCACAUGCCCAGCAGGCAAGCUGCGAUGCACUGUGUGAUCUGACAUCUUUCUAUCAUAGCCAGCUUCUCAGAAAAUUGUGCUAUAGUGGUUCUCCUGUGGACUGGGAGCCAACAGGCUAGUCUUUGCUCCCUACACGCAUCAAUGAGCCUUGGGUGCCCAUGGUAUUACUACUGGUUCACCAGUUGGCCUUCCUUGGUACAUGUUUGGUAGGUACUAACCACUGUAUACCAGGAACACCACACAAGACCUGCAGUUUCGGCGAUGCGCUGACCCAGCCGUCUAGCCGUCACAAUUUGACCCUUGUCAAAUUCACUCAGAUUCUCACACUUGCCCAUUUUUCCUGCUUCCAACAUAUCAGGUUCAAAAACUGACUGUUUACUUUCCCAGUAUAUAAUGGCUCCCUUGACAAGUAUCAUUUUAACCAGAUAUUCAAUGUUAUUCACUUCACCUGUCAGUGGUUUUAAUGUUACGGCUGAUCAGUGCAAAACAUUUUGUUUAAUAAUACUCAUUGUAACAAUUGUAGCAUUGUCAAUAAAAAUGGCUUAAGAAACUUAAA
Molecule: messenger RNA, 2583 nt
Organism: Brienomyrus brachyistius
Lineage: Eukaryota; Metazoa; Chordata; Actinopteri; Osteoglossiformes; Mormyridae
Product: serine/threonine-protein kinase SBK1
Exons: 4
Coding region: 239-1246 (335 amino acids)
Biological process (GO): peptidyl-serine phosphorylation; peptidyl-threonine phosphorylation
Molecular function (GO): protein serine/threonine kinase activity; ATP binding
Source: RefSeq, a predicted model, not a curated record